UCAUAGCACCUCAAGAAUCAAAGCUGAAACGCAAUGGGCCAUCAGUGGGGAAUCAAUAGACGCCGGUGAUCCAUUGCCAGGCAUUCCCACUGCUCCGUGCAGGCUCCGGAAGCCACGACUAAGACCGUUGCAAGGAAAGCAGUAAAGCGGCGCGGGGGAUUUCGGGAAAAUCAUUGUACAGCAGAGCCGGCAUGGCAAGCAGGGUGAUGAGGAGAGAUGCUGAAGGCUAGCGAACGGGUGGAAGGGGAGGAAAGGAUCGUGCUAAAAACAGGAUAGAGGAGAAGGUGGCUGCCAAAGAAGGAGGGGGGAGGAAGAGAAUCGAGGGAGGAAGAGAGAAGAAGAACGGGAAGGAGAGGGAAAAGGAGAAGAUGGAGAAAAGGAGGACGAGGAGGGAUGCUGGUGCCCCCCAAAAGACGGGUAGUAAGGAAGGUCCUGCUUUCCAGCCCUGAGGUUUGGGGCAUGGCUCAGCCCCAGAAUUGGGUCAGGAUGCUCUUGACUGGAGGCCACCCCAAAGGCAGCAAGAAUUGGCAGCCUGACCCUUCCAGAGGGGUCCAAUGAACUUGCAUGCAAGACUUGCUGGUGGAACAGCCAACAAGCUAGCACCUUCCCAAGAUGGCGGAGGCACACCAAGCUGUGGCGUUUCAAUUCACUGUCUCUCCAGAGGGCAUCGAUCUCCACCUGAGCCAUGUGGCUCUCAAGGAGGUUUACCUCUCAGGCCUGCGAUCCUGGAAGAAGAAAUUCAACCAGCUGAGGAACAGUUUUGUGACAGGCGUGUACCCCGCCAGCCCGUCCAGUUGGCUGUUCAUGGUUACUGCCAUCCUGGUGACCCAAUACUCCCGUCUUGACCCCUCCAUGGGCAUGAUUGGAAAGAUCAAAGAACACCUGCCAGUCAGUGACUACCUGUCAGAUCAGGGCCUGACAGUCCUCAGUGCCAUGGCCUUUUCCACAGGGCUGUGGCUGGCCCUUAUAGUGACCAUGCGUAGCAUUCUCAAGGUGCUGCUGUGCUACCACGGCUGGAUAUAUGAGGAGCGCGGGAAGAUAUCCAACACCACCAAGGUCUGGCUGGCUCUGGUGAAGAUCUUUGCUGGGCGGAAACCCAUGCUAUAUAGCUACCAGACCUCAUUGCCUCACUUGCCUGUUCCAGCCCUCAGGGAUACUAUGCAGAGGUAUCUAGAAUCCAUACGACCCCUUACAACAGAUGCUGAGUUCCAGCGGAUGGCAGGCCUCGUCCGUGACUUUGAACGGACCCUAGGACCGCGCUUGCAGUGGUACCUCAGACUUAAGUCUUGGUGGGCAUCCAACUAUGUAAGUGACUGGUGGGAAGAGUAUGUGUAUCUCCGUGGACGAGGCCCGCUGAUGGUAAAUAGCAACUAUUAUGGCAUGGAUUUCCUAUAUGUAACUCCCACCCCAGUUCAGGCAGCUCGUGCUGGGAAUCUUGUCUAUGCCAUGUUGCUGUACCGGCGGAAACUCACUCGGGAGGAGAUCAAACCGAACAUGGCCCCAAAUUCCUUCAUCCCCCUCUGUGCGGCCCAAUGGGAACGUCUCUUCAAUACCACCCGGUUGCCUGGGGUGGGGCUGGACAGCAUCCAGCAUCUGGGAGAUAGCAAGCACAUUGCAGUGUACCACGCUGGGCGCUUUUUCCGGGUCUGGCUGUACCACAACGGGAGGCUGCUGCGCCCACAUGAGCUUCAGGCACAGUUCCAGUUCAUCCUAGGGGACACCACGCCUCCUUUGCCUGGUGAGGAGAAACUGGCUGCCUUGACUGCGGCUGACAGAGACCCCUGGGCUCGAGCCCGCCAAACCUACUUCCGCUCAGGGGUGAACCAGCAGUCACUGAGCACAGUGGAGAAAGCGGCCUUCUUUGUCACCUUGGACACCAGUGAGCAGGGGCUGCAGGGGCCCAAUCCAGGUCAGGCGCUGGACGCCUACGCCAAGUCUCUUUUGCAUGGGUGCUGCUGUGACAGGUGGUUUGACAAAUCCUUCAAUCUGAUUGUGUACCGCAAUGGGAAGUCCGGUGUCAAUGCGGAACACUCAUGGGCUGAUGCACCCAUUGUUGCACAUCUCUGGGAGUACACCAUUGCCACAGAUGUAUUUGUGCUGGGGUAUGAUGCUAAUGGGAACUGCAAAGGGGACAUGGACUCCAGCAUCCCUCCACCUCAAAAAUUACAAUGGGAGAUCCCACCAGAGUGCCAACAGAUAAUCCUGCAGUCUUUAACUGUGGCCCUGGAUCUGGCCAACGAUGUUGACUUCCACACCUUCCCCUUCAAGGACUUUGGCAAAGGUCUCAUCAAGAAAUGCCGCACCAGUCCAGACAGCUUCAUCCAGCUGUCCCUUCAACUGGCGCACUUUCGGGACAAGAAUAAGUUCUGCCUUACUUACGAGGCAUCCAUGACCCGUCUCUUUCGGGAGGGCCGCACAGAAACAGUCCGUUCCUGCAGCAUUGAGUCCUGCAACUUCGUCAAGGCCAUGAUGGAUCCCACUCAGAACGGUGGCACAAGGCUGCAUCUGUUUCGUGUGGCAGCCGAAAAACACCAGAAACUUUACCGGCAGGCGAUGACAGGUGCUGGCAUUGACAGGCAUCUCUUCUGCCUGUAUGUUGUAUCCAAAUAUCUCGGCCUGGACUCCCCCUUCCUGCGUGAGGUGCUGUCUGAGCCAUGGCGUCUCUCCACCAGCCAGACUCCUGUUCAGCAGGUGGAGCUAUUUGACCUCCUGAACUAUCCAGACUAUGUUUCUUGUGGGGGUGGAUUUGGACCGGUGGACGAUAAUGGCUAUGGUGUGUCAUACGUAGUUGUCGGCGAAGAUCUGAUAAACUUCCACGUGUCGUGCAAAUUCUCCAGCAAAGAGACGGAUGCACACCGGUUUGGACUUUACAUCCGGAAAGCCAUGGUAGAUGUGUUGGCCCUGUUCCAGCUGGACAAAAACUCCCCUUCCAGUGGUGGCCAGUGACUGAAUAAAUGCCAACAGGAUUAUACAGCUAGCCACCCAGACACACUCUGGGUGUGUUUUUCUGUUCUCUGAUCUGCAGGAACGUUUGAAGGGAAGUGGGGGAUGCACAGGGCCUGCCUGGGGAUUCUUACAAGCACAACGGAUAUGCAAGAUUCUCUUCCGCUCUUGGAUUGGGGGGUUUCGACCGACAUGCCAGACACAACAGCCCCAUAGGGAAAUGAACCCUGCCCUGCCAAGCAUCUUCCUGUUUUAGGGUGGUCGAGGCCUAAUGGGUGCAAUGUAGCAAAAUCUCCUUGCUUCUUUUAGGGCACUGUGUGGAUGGAGGGCUAUGGUUCUCUUAGAACAGAAGAGGUUGGAUCUUUGGAAAUCUGGGUUUUCCUAGGCUCCCAUUGUGGGCAGCCCACCAUAUUUCAAAGUGGUGUUUUCCCUUCACCUUUUUCUCUCCAGCAGCUAUGAAUCUUUUCCAGCCACUUCAGUCCACAGCAGCUGGGCUGCACUGUCCUUUCUAGCACUUCACAGUUGAAGGAUUCUUUUCCCGUGGCCGCCGAUGUCACUCUGUUCCCAUGAGGCUCUGCGGAUGGGAUGACGGGUGAUGUUUUGAAGGGAACUUAGUUCCCUUACGUCCCUGCUCUCCUUCAGUUCUGGGGAACCAGGAAUCCCCACAAAUUUAAUGCAGGGGGGAAGUGGUCAUGAUUUACUGCAAGGUUUUGUACUGCGUGAAAUGCCUUUUUUGGAGAAAUUAAGUGGGUUGAAAGGAAAGGAAGAAGAACAGGUUGGUCUUUCUCUGUUUUGGUUUGCAAGCAUCAUAGACCUGAAUAAAAUCACAGGGUGGGAGAUCUUACAAAAAUCAAUAAUGUGUGGCCUUUUGUCAGCUGGGGCGCAUUGUGUGGUGUGCAGUUGUCAGCUGGGGAGGGCAGGUCAUUGUGUGGUG
Molecule: messenger RNA, 3877 nt
Organism: Rhineura floridana
Lineage: Eukaryota; Metazoa; Chordata; Lepidosauria; Squamata; Rhineuridae
Gene: CPT1C
Product: carnitine palmitoyltransferase 1C
Exons: 20
Coding region: 613-2946 (777 amino acids)
Biological process (GO): fatty acid metabolic process; carnitine metabolic process
Cellular component (GO): mitochondrion
Molecular function (GO): carnitine O-palmitoyltransferase activity
Source: RefSeq, a predicted model, not a curated record